Esox lucius (northern pike) is the source of this 1946-nucleotide messenger RNA. Its product is annotated as multidrug and toxin extrusion protein 1. NCBI's taxonomy places the organism in Eukaryota, Metazoa, Chordata, Actinopteri, Esociformes, Esocidae. Bases 80 to 1867 code for a protein of 595 amino acids. Gene Ontology annotation, biological process: xenobiotic detoxification by transmembrane export across the plasma membrane. Gene Ontology annotation, molecular function: antiporter activity; xenobiotic transmembrane transporter activity. The record is from RefSeq and is a predicted model, not a curated record. Gene Ontology annotation, cellular component: membrane. The transcript has 17 exons.
UUGUCCUUAGCUCCACCACCUGACGGGUAUCAAAGUCUGUCCCGGUCGACAGAUCCUGACCCACAGCUUCUCCCACAGAAUGGAGGACCCAGAACGCCCUGUCUUAACUAAUGGAGUGAAUGGACAUGCAGCAAGGAGGGAUGCCGGUUCUGAUUCCCACCCUGCCAGUGGGUCAGAGGGCUGCCCCGGGUGCAUGAGGCAGAUGAGCAGCUGGAUCCCUGCGGCUUAUGAAGUCGAGAUGGUUCAGAUCCUGAAACUAGCCGGGCCGGUGGUCAUUUCCCAGCUGAUGAUAUUCACUAUCAGUUUUGUUAGCACGGUUUUCUGUGGUCACCUGGGAAAGACCGAGUUGGGUGCUGUUGCGCUUGCUUUGUCGGUGAUCAAUGUCACUGGUAUCUCCAUUGGUUCUGGCCUGGCUUCUGCAUGUGACACUCUCAUAUCCCAGACCUUUGGCAGUGGUAAUUUGAAGCUUGUGGGGGUGAUUCUUCAGAGGGGGAUUCUCAUCCUGCUUCUUGCCUGUUUUCCCUGCUGGGCUCUACUCAUCAACACACGGCCCAUCCUAUUGGCUGUUAGGCAGAGCCCAGAGGUCGCCAGGCUCUCCCAGCUCUAUGUGAUGAUCUUCUUGCCAGCCCUGCCGGCUGCCUUCAUGUACAUGCUACAGGGGAGGUAUCUGCAGAACCAGGGAAUAAUUUGGCCUACAGUGGCAGUGGGACUGGUGGGGAACUUUCUGAACGCUCUCAUCAACUACUUGUUCCUCUUUGUCCUGGACCUAGGAGUCGCUGGCUCUGCGGGGGCCAAUGCCAUCUCCCAGUACUCCCUGGCUGUGCUACUCUACUGUUACAUUGUGAGCCAGGAUCUGCACAAAGCCACCUGGGAAGGCUGGUCAGCUGACUGUCUACAGGAGUGGGGACAAUUCAUCAAGCUGGCCAUUCCCAGUAUGCUGAUGCUUUGCUUGGAAUGGUGGACUUUUGAGAUCGGAGGGUUCCUAGCAGGUCUGAUCAGCGAGGUAGAACUGGGCGCCCAGUCUGUGGUUUACCAGUUGACUAUAAUAUUCUACAUGUUCCCACUUGGGUUCUCUGUAGCGGCCAGUGUGAGGGUGGGCACAGCGCUGGGUGCAGGGAACACUGAACAAGCCAAGCUGUCUGGAAAGAUUGCUGUUAUCUGUGGCGUGAUCGUGUCCUGUUUCGUGGCCAUGAUCAUCAUCCUCAGCAGAAAUGUGAUUGGAUAUAUCUUCACCACAGAACAGGACAUAGUCAAUAGGGUGGGUGACAUAAAUCUGGUGUAUGGAUUCUGCCAUCUGGUAGAUGGCAUCGUAUGUGUGGCAAGUGGUAUCGUGAGGGGAGCGGGGAAGCAGAUGAUUGGGGCGUGGUUAAAUCUGGUUGGCCACUAUCUCAUUGGUCUCCCCAUUGGAAUCUCCUUGACGUUUGCUACUAAGAUGGGCAUCUUGGGAAUGUGGACAGGUCUGUCCUUCUGUCUGUCAUUCCAGUCUGUGUUUUUCAUAGUGAUGCUCUGUAAAAUGGACUGGAUGAAGGCCACUCAAGAGGCUUUGGUGAGGGUAGGAGUUGAGCAUCUGAAGAAGAAAGAUGAGCAGAUUGGACUUGAAGACAAAGGUUGGUCGAAGGGCGUCCCUGAGGCCGCUGGGGGUCCAGGGGACGUGAAAAAGGAUGUGGACAGGACUGAUGGGGCUGAGGGUGGGGCUGAGGGCGGGGCUGAGGUUAAGGGGGGAGGUGAAGUGGAGGAACAGCCAGUGGGGUUGGUGUUAACUUUCAGGCAAGUCCUUCUUCGCCGUGGGCUGGCUGUUCUCGUCAUGUUCCUCAUCCUCACUGCUGGGAUUGUCCUCAGUGAGGUGUUCACCAAUCUGCUGAUGUAACCAGACUGUUACACACACACACAGACUCUCUCACACAACACAAACACACACAGACAGACUCUCACACAACACAAACACA